Funneliformis caledonium is the source of this 2895-nucleotide messenger RNA. NCBI's taxonomy places the organism in Eukaryota, Fungi, Glomeromycota, Glomeromycetes, Glomerales, Glomeraceae. The record is from the annotation of a GenBank genome assembly.
AUGGAACAAAAUAUUCAACAACAAUAUAUGGAUGAAUUUAAUAAUCUUGAAGAAAUUAUAUAUGAAUAUGAGAAUUUUAUUGAUAAGUUGAAUAUUGGUUACGAUAAUGAAGUAGUUAAAAUUCGAAAUGAAUAUGAUGAAAAAAUAGAACAGUUAAAUGAAAGAUUGAAAUUAAAUGUAAAAAAAAAUGAUAAUGAAGAUCUUAAUAAUGUUCAAAAUGAAUACGAGGAUCAAAUUAAUGAAAAAAAUGAAAAAAUUGAACAGUUUGAGAACGAGGUUAAAAUUCAUAGGUUGGAAUUAGAUGUUAAACAAAAAGAAAUUUAUAAAUUGGAGAAUCAGAUUGAUAAAUUGAAUAUUGAUCAUAAUGAAGAGGUAGUUAAAAUUCGAAAUGAAAUUAGUGUUUUACAAAAAGAAAAUAAUGAAGAAAUAAAACAAUUAAAAGAUCAAAUUGAUAAAUUAUUGGCAGGCGAACAAGAUGAUGCAUUUUCUAUUGGUAAGCUUGAAAAAGAAAGAGAUGGUUUACAAAAAAAAAUCGAAAAUAUUACUAAAGAAAUAGUUUUAAGUUAUGUAUCUAAAUUUGAAAAUCAAUCAAAAAAAGAUUUUUAUCUUUAUUUUUAUUAUAAUCAUAAUGGUUUUCCAAUCAAAUGUAUGGGUUGUAUAAAACAUAUUUGUUUAUUUAAUCACGGUGAUUAUUUUCAUGUUAAAGAUUGUGAAAAAGGUGGUAAUUGUAAAGAUAAAAAAUGUUUAGAUUCACAUAAAAAGUGUAAAUGGGGUGAUAAUUGUUAUAAUAAUAAUUGUAAUGUUAUUGUACAAAUUUCAUUAACAUCAUCAUUACCAAAAUUGUAUACUUGUAAACGAUUUGAUCGUGAUGGUAAUUGUUGUAAAUAUGUUAAAAUUUUGAAUAAAAAAUCUGGAGGUCAAACAAAAUGGUUUAAAAAAGGAAUUUUUUUAAAAGAAGGUAAUGAAUAUAAAUCAGUUCAUAAGAAACCUACAAUAAAUAAAGGAAAAGGUUGUUGUAAUAAUAUUAUUAAAAAAAAUAAACGAACUAAAAAAAGUAAACGUAAUAAUUGUGUUAUUAAAAAAAAGAAAACGUGUAAAAGUUAUUGUAAUGAAACACCCGUUAAAAAUGUUUUAAUUGAUAAUUGGAUUAUAGAUGAUGAAGAUUUAAAUGAUGAAAUUAGAGACGAGAUCAGAAAUCUUGCAACUCAACCUUUAACUGUUAAAGAUACUAAUGUAAAUGGUCGAUAUUUUUUAGAGAUUGUAGGGAUAUUAGAAAAUUCAGAUAAAAUAAAAAUAGUUCUUCAUGAUAUAGAUGUAUUUUUUGAUGUUGAAAUUAAUAAUAAAGAUGAAUUACAAGAUAUUUUAUCGUUGUUAUAUGUUGAAAAACAUAAAGAAUUUAAAAAAAUUGAAGCUUGGGAUAUAGAAACAUGGAGUGGACGUGGUUUGGGUGGUCUCCCAUUAGGAAAAUAUAAAGAAGAUGAAGAAGGUUCAAUUGAACCUUUUAAAAAAAUAUCCAUUACUAUUCAAGAUAAUGAUCUUGAAGAAGAUUGGUUAGUUUAUGUUGUUAAAGAUCAAAAGCAAUUGAUAUUAACUUUUGGAGAAAUUAUUGAUAGUAUUCAACCGGAUUUUGAAAUAGGUUUUAAUCAUUUUCAUUAUGAUUGGCCUUUUUUGAUUGAAAAAAUGGAAGAAUAUAAAAUUUUUGUUAAAUUUAAUGAAAUUUUGACAGAAAUUAUUGCUGAAAUUGAUAAAAUUAAAAAAUUUAGUAUUGUAAAUAAUAAAAAUCAAAAUCAAAAUAAUAGUUAUUCAGGUAUCAAGAUUAAUGCUAAUGAAUAUAUAGAUUAUGAAUAUUUUAAAAUUUUGGGAUGUAUUUCAUUAGAUAUGAGAGUAGCUUUGAAAAAAAUGAUGUCACCAAAAAAACUAGAACAAAGUUCAUUACGAUUUUUUCUUGAAAAAUAUCAUUUAACUGAAAAAAUUGAUUUAGAACAUCAUGUUUUAUGGAAAUAUUAUAGUGAUUCAAAAAAUGAAAUUACUAAUGAAAAAGAAUCAUUAGAAAAUAUGAAAAUAAUUUUAGAAUAUUGUGUUAAUGACGCGUUAAGUUGUCAACGAUUGUUAGUGAAAAAUGAUUUAAUUAAUAAUUACAAAGAAAUAUCUGAUGUUGCUUAUGUAUCAUUACAAGAUUCGUAUAUGUAUGCUAUUAACAUGAAGGUUCAGAAUUUACUAUGUGCAUAUGCAUUUGAUUCAAAUAUUUUAGUUAGCUCAAUUAAAAAAGGUAAAGAAGAGGAGGAGAAAUUUCCAAGAGCUGUUGUAUUUUGGCCGAUUAAAGGAUUAAAUAAUAAGAGACCAAUAACUGGAUUAGAUUUUGCUUCAUUAGGAAUUGAUCAAAAAAAACAACAUGUUUCGUUACUUUUAAAAAAUAUAGGAGAAGAAAUCAUGGACACAUGUUUAAGUGUUUAUAAUGAAGAUGAACCAAUUGAUGUAGUUAAAAAAAUAUUAAUAUCAAAAAUUCAAAAUUAUAAAAACAUUGAUAAAAAGAAUUUUUUGUUAUCAGCUGCAUGGAAGAAAGAUGUUAAUAACGUAACAGUUAAAAAAUUUAUUGAACGAUUACAAGAACGAGGAGAUGGUGAUAAAAUUGUACCUGGUGAAAGAUUUAAAUAUGUAAUAGUUAUAACUGAUGAAGAACGAAAUACGACUCGUAAGAACUUUUGUGAUAAAAUCAGUAAUAAAAUGGAAUUAUUGGAUUAUGUUAUUGAAAAUAAUUUAGAAAUAGAUAUUGUUUAUUAUUUAGACAGUGUUGUUAAUAUUUGUGCGAGAUAUAUUAGUUAUUAUGAACAAUUUCAACCAGAUGAAAAUCAUGAUAUUUGGAAUAUUGAAGACGAAGAUGAAAAAAUGUCAUAA